AGUAGAGCUGACCACGUCGAUGAUUCAAUAUUGUAUCAGUUUUUAGCCCAACUGAAUGUUGUGACAAUGAAUUAUUAGGGUUAGUUUGAUCCGCGUCUAAAAUUGAAAUACAACCUUAAAACCGGAAGUGAUAUGGUUAAUGAUAUGAUUGUGUUGAUUUAUCUAUCUCUGUGACCUUUUUGAUGAAAGCAACGUUUCCAAUUUCAUCAGAGACUUAAUUGUCUACAAUAUCGGCGUGAGUCGAAUCCCCUUAUCCUUUUCAAUCAGAAGAAAGCUGUUUUUGUUGAGUGGACUGGAAGAAAAAAGUCAAGGCUAUAUAUGAUAUAUACUAAUACUAUAGUCAACAAACUAUAAAUAGACUCAGACAAAGAAUAAUCAUCUGAAGUCCACCAAAUAUAACAAAAAUAGAUAAUUAACAUGGAAAUUAAUGAUGUUAAUACAUUCCAUCAGUGUGUUGUAUGUGAUGAGAUUUUUCAACAACUUGAUGAUUUAAAAAAACACAAUAAAAUACAUGUUAAAGAUGAGGAAACUGAUGUUGAUGAAUAUUGCCAUGCUCAAUUUAAAGAAGAGAAAACUGAUGAUGUACAUGAAUAUUGUCACAUUAAAGAAGAGAAAACUGAUGAUGUUGAUGAAUAUUGCCAUGUUAAAGAAGAGAAAACUGAUGAUGUAGAUGAAUAUUGUCAUGUUAAAGAAGAGAAAACUGAAGAUAUUGAACCAGUUUAUCAGUGUAAUUUAUGUGAUGAAGAAUUUAAAUCGAAUACUGAUUUAGAGAAACAUUGUAAAAUACAUAUUGAAGAAGAGUUGAAAGCUGGUAAUGAUAGUGAUGUAGGCCUACAAUCAGCUGACAGUCAGGGUAUUGAUGUAGGCCUACAAUCAGCUGACAGUCAGGGUAUUGAUGUAGGCCUACAAUCAGCUGACAGUCAAGGUAGUGAUGUAGGCCUACAAUCAGCUGACAGUCAUGCUGUAGCGAAGCGUUAUAAAUGUGAUUUUUGUAGUAAAUCAUUUAACCAUAAUAGUGGUCUACAGCAACACAUUAGGGUUCACACUGGUGAAAAACCUUAUAAAUGUGAUGUUUGUGAUAAAUCAUUUUCACAGAGUAGUCAUCUAUAUGGUCACAUUAGAAGCCAUACAGGUGAGAAGCCAUAUCAAUGUGAUGUUUGUAGUAAAUCAUUUACCAAGAGUAAUAUUCUGCAAAGACACAUGAGAACGCAUACGGGAGAGAGACCUUAUAAAUGUGAUGUUUGUGGUAAAUCAUUUUCACAGAGUAGCCAUCUUUACAGUCACGUUAGAAUUCAUUCUGGGAAAAAACCUUAUAAAUGUGAUAUUUGUGAUAAAUCAUUUCAACAGAGUAGUCAUCUAUACAGUCACAUGAGAAUUCAUACGGAAGAAAAAUCUUAUCAGUGUGAUGUUUGUAGUAAAUCAUUUAGGUUCAGUCAGGGUUUGUGGCAGCAUAUCAAAACUCAUACAGGCGAGAAGCCAUAUAAGUGUGAUGUUUGUAGUAAAUCAUUCUCACAGAAAAACGCUCUACGGCAACACAUGAGAAUUCAUACGGGGGAAAAACCUUAUAAGUGUGAUGUUUGUAGUAAAUCAUUUAGACAUAGCUGUAGUCUACUGCAACAUGUGAGAACUAAUUGUGGAUCAUUCACAGGUAGAAUUCAACCGGUAACAACAUUUACCGGGAAAAAGCCUUUUAAAUGUGAGCUUUGUAGUAAAUCAUACACUGAACAAAUUACUCUACGAAAGCACAUGAAAAUACAUACUGGUGAGAAGCCGUUUCAGUGUCAUGUUUGUAGUAAAUCAUUCACAGAAAAUGAUACUCUACAGAGACACAUAAGGAUUCAUACCGGUGAAAAACCUUAUCAAUGCGAUGUUUGUAGUAAAACAUUCACACAGAAAAGUAACCUACAGAGACACGUGAAAAUUCAUACUGGGGCAAAACCUUAUAAAUGCGAUAUUUGUAGUAAAUCAUUUACUGAACGAGGUAGUCUAAGGAAACACAUGAUACUCCAUAUGGGAGAAACUUCAUAAAUGUGAUGUUUGUAGUAAAUCAUUUACUACUCAAGGUACUCUAAACAGACACAUGAUAAUUCAUAUUGGAAAAGCCCCAUCAGUGUGAUGUUUGUAGUACUUUUAGAAAACGUACUGGAGAAAAACGUUAUAUAAUUUGGUCACUUUAGUGAAAAAUCACAAAUUCAUGUAGGCUGUGAAAAAAUUAGGUAUUAGUCAAUUUUUUAUUUAAAAUGUUGAUUUUGUUUAUACAUUAAUUCUACACUUUGCAAAUUGAAUUCGUAUUUCAUGUUAUUUUAUUUAUGGUAGGGUGUUGUGAAUUCACAGUUCUACACUGUAUAUCGUUUUGUCAGCGUGGUGUAACAAAUACAUGUAGUAUGGCUUAUAAUAAUUAUUUAUUAAUGAAAUAUUCCCCAUUAGAUUUGUACAUAGCUUUUAUUAUCGAAAUUUCAUACUAGGUUAAAGACUAAUAAAAAGCUGAAUUGGCCUUGGAAAAUCAUUCUGUUAGCUCAAACGUAUUACCAUGUGCUCUAUAGAAAACACACUGACCAUGACUGUCACAGAAUGGUUCAAAGCGAUAGUUUCCCAUCUGUCAACAGUGGCAAUCACGUAAUAUUUUCCUGCCAUUUCUAAAACUAGAGUUGAAAAUUAAACCAUCUAUUGGGAACUUAACUUAUGUGUUUGUAAUUUUAUGAAUUAAUUGAGUAUGAUCUAUAUUAUGAGUCAUUAAAUGUUGAUAACGAUACAAAUUAUGUAUACAUGAUCUAUAUUAUGAGUCAUUAAAUGUUGAUAACGAUACAAAUUAUGUCUACAUUAAUAAAGUAUGAUCUAUAUUAUGAGUCAUUAAAUGUUGAUAACGAUACAAAUUAUGUCUACAUUAAUAAAGUAUGAUCUAUAUUAUGAGUCAUUAAAUGUCGAUAACGAUACAAAUUAUGUCUACAUUAAUAAAUUAUGAUCUAUAUUAUGAGUCAUUAAAUGUCGAUAACGAUACAAAUUAUGUCUACAUUAAUAAAGUAUGAUCUAUAUUAUGAGUCAUUAAAUGUCGAUAACGAUACAAAUUAUGUCUAGAUUAAUAAAGUAUGAUCUAUAUUAUGAGUCAUUAAAUGUCGAUAACGAUACAAAUUAUGUCUACAUUAAUAAAGUAUGAUCUAUAUUAUGUAUUGUUUAAUGGUCGAGAGCGAGACAUUAAGUAAUAUAUUUUAACAACAAGAGGACCGUAAUGCCGGAGUGUUUUUACAAUAUAUUAUGCAAUGUCUUAAGCUCGAGACCAUUAAACAACUUAAAAUACAGACACUUGCACAUGCUUUACAAUAAAAUACGUCACUCGGGUUCAAUAUUUUAACUAGUUACACUUGUAUUUUAAGAAUUAUUAAAUGUCGAUAACGAUACAAAUUAUGUCUCCAUUUUUAAAUUAUGAACUAUAUUAUUAGUUAUUAAAUGUCGAUAACGAUACAAAUUAUGUCUCUAUUUUUAAAUUAUGAUCUAUAUUAUGAGUUAUUAAAU
Molecule: messenger RNA, 3510 nt
Organism: Patella vulgata (common limpet)
Lineage: Eukaryota; Metazoa; Mollusca; Gastropoda; Patellidae
Product: zinc finger protein 883
Exons: 2
Coding region: 418-2028 (536 amino acids)
Biological process (GO): regulation of transcription by RNA polymerase II
Molecular function (GO): RNA polymerase II cis-regulatory region sequence-specific DNA binding; DNA-binding transcription factor activity, RNA polymerase II-specific
Source: RefSeq, a predicted model, not a curated record